This is a messenger RNA of Orbilia oligospora ATCC 24927, 1671 nucleotides long. RefSeq lists its product as uncharacterized. Bases 1 to 1671 code for a protein of 556 amino acids. The record is from RefSeq and is a predicted model, not a curated record. The transcript has 2 exons. Gene Ontology annotation, molecular function: transmembrane transporter activity. NCBI's taxonomy places the organism in Eukaryota, Fungi, Ascomycota, Orbiliomycetes, Orbiliales, Orbiliaceae. Gene Ontology annotation, biological process: transmembrane transport.
AUGACACGCGCCGAGACGGAAGAAAUUCCUGGAACCGAGAGAAUUUUCGAAGGCGACCAGUCGGAAAUCCUCCUUCUCCCGCACCCAACUGACAGCCCCAACGACCCUUUGAAUUGGAGCUGGAAGCGGCGAUAUUGGCAAGCGUUCCUGGUUUGCUAUUACACUGGUUUAACAGCUGCGACCGCCAACGAUGCGGGAAGUACUGCAGAACCAGUCCUGAACGAAUUGGGCAUAACCUAUGCAAUCUACAAUGACGCAGCAGGCGUUCUUUUCGCUGGGAUUGGGUACUUUGCACCCUUCAUCGCAGCCUUGGCCACCCUAUAUGGAAGGCGCAUCGGUUACCUCGUCUCCAUGAUUCUGGGGCUCAUCGGUUCCAUCUGGUUUGCCAAAGUCAAGGGCAUCGGAGAUACCAUCGGCAACCAACUAUUUAUAGGAAUGUCAGAGUCCGGCGCAGAAACAAUUGUCCAAUUGUCUCUUAUCGAUAUAUUCUAUUCGCACCGAAUUGGAACUGCGCUGGCUAUCUACAUUCUCGCAACCUCGAUCGGUACUUAUCUUGGCCCCCUCGUUGGCGGGUAUAUUGCUGGAGGACCUUUGGGGUGGAGAUGGGUGCCAUGGCUGAAUGCGAUACUUUAUGCUACAUCGUUUAUCAUCUUUUACUUUGGGCUGGAGGAAACGUACUUCGAUCGUGAGCGUUAUCUUCAGUAUUACGCAACCGAUACUCCAGGGGUUGUGAUCAAGGGUGAAAAGGAUGCGGAGACGACAGCCGAGAAAACCCUGGCCGAAAAAACUUCAACGGAUAACGAAGAUGCUGAAAAGAAAGCUGGGGUGAACGAGACAACGGGACCACCAGAGCCACUCGUGCAACGCGGGAAAGACCCAAGGGUUAAGAAAACAUACUGGGAAAGCAUUGCCUUGAUCACUCCAGCUAGUAACUUGAGAGGAUGGGGUACUAAGCAGUAUUUUCAACGCCUUAUCCAGGGUAUGCGAGUCUUCGCAUUCCCGGCUGUUAUCUACUCGGGAUUGCAAUGGGGUGCGCAAGAUGCCUGGCUCAGUUUCUACCUCACCACGAUGGACGACCUGUGGUACGACGAGCCUUGGAAUUAUAGCAACUACGGAGUGGCACUUAUGAAUGUGCCAUGCGUUAUUGGGGCUGUAAUUGGCUGCAUGUACGCGGGACCCUUGAGUGAUUGGUUCUGUCUUUGGAUGGCGAAGAAGAAUAAUGGUAUUAAAGAGGCCGAAUACCGACUUUGGCUGGGACUCGCAAACAUGAUUAUCUCUCCGGCAGGACUUCUCCUCUUUGGAAUCGGGAGCGACAGAGGCUGGCCUUGGCCUCCCCCGUAUAUAGGCCUGGCUUUGAUCGGGUUCGGAUGGGGUUGUUCCGGUGAUAUUGCUAUGGCAUAUUUGGUAGAUUGCUACCCAGAUAUGGUCAUCGAGGGUAUGGUUGGUGUUGCUGUCAUCAAUAAUACAUUAGGGAUGACUUUCACGUUCGCUUGCAGUCCUUUUAUUGCUGCGGUGGGGACGACGAAUUCUUAUAUCAUCAUUGCGGUUUUGCAAUUUUUCUUUGCGGGUUUGACGAUUCCGAUGAUUAAAUGGGGGAAGAGGAUUAGGAAGUGGACUGCGCCGAGUUAUCGGCGGUUUUUGGAGAUUAGAGAUGGCUUGAAUCGGCACUGA